Molecule: messenger RNA, 1938 nt
Organism: Nymphaea colorata (pocket water lily)
Lineage: Eukaryota; Viridiplantae; Streptophyta; Magnoliopsida; Nymphaeales; Nymphaeaceae
Product: ubiquitin carboxyl-terminal hydrolase 6
Exons: 18
Coding region: 223-1671 (482 amino acids)
Biological process (GO): protein deubiquitination; regulation of proteasomal protein catabolic process; proteasome-mediated ubiquitin-dependent protein catabolic process
Molecular function (GO): cysteine-type deubiquitinase activity; protein binding; proteasome binding
Source: RefSeq, a predicted model, not a curated record
GAAGUAGGUGGACCUUCGAAGAAACCAGGCAGCGUCCCUCUCUCUGUCUCGCUCGCUCUCUCUCUCUCUCUCUCUCUCUCUCUCUCUAUUUAUACGAAGCCUUUCACAUCGUUCCUGCCGGAUUCUUUUCCCUUCCACAAGAAACAAUCAUUUUCUCGUCUUGGGGAUCGACCGUUGUGAAGGAAGAAGGUGAGGGAAAGGGGAGCAACCGCAUUGACCGUCAUGCCGACAGUGAGUGUGAAAUGGCAAAAGGAACUAUUUCCAGCUGUUGAAAUUGAUACAACCCAGCCUCCUUACGUUUUUAAGUGCCAGCUGUAUGAUUUAACUGGAGUCCCCCCUGAAAGACAAAAGAUAAUGGUCAAAGGUGGAUUACUAAAGGAUGAUGCUGAUUGGAAUACUUUGGGCGUAAAAGAGGGCCAAAAGCUGAUGAUGGUGGGAACUGCUGAGGAAGCUGUGAAAGCCCCAGAAAAAAACACAGUCUUCAUGGAAGACCUCCCAGAAGACCAACAAGUUGUGGCUGUGGGUCACACUGCCGGUCUUUAUAAUCUUGGGAAUACCUGCUACAUGAACUCAACAUUGCAGUGCUUGCAUUCAGUUCCAGAGCUAAAGUCAGCUUUGCUAAAGUAUUCAAAUUCAGGAAGGAGCAAUGACUUAGAUCCUUCCUCUCAUCUUCUAACUGUAGCUACACGAGAUUUAUUUGGUGAGCUUGACCGAAGUGUCAAACCUGUUGCACCUAUGCAGUUUUGGAUGGUUUUGCGGAAAAAAUUUCCUCAAUUUGGUCAGCAACAUAAUGGCUUUUACAUGCAACAGGAUGCAGAGGAAUGUUGGUCCCAACUUCUCUAUCUUCUUUCUCAGUCCAUUAAAGAACCAGAAGCAAGAGAAAAUGAAACUGUGAAGUCCCUAUUUGGAAUUGAACUUGUCAGCAGGGUCCAUUGCCAAGAAAGUGGUGAAGAAAGUUCAGAGAAAGAGUCAGUAUACUCCCUCAAAUGUCACAUAUCACAGGAAGUGAACCAUUUGCAUGAAGGCUUAAAGCAUGGUCUCAGGUCAGAACUAGAGAAGGCUUCUCCUGCAUUGGGGCGUACUGCAAUUUAUCUUAAAGAAUCAUGUAUAGAUGAUUUGCCUAGAUAUCUAACCAUUCAAUUUGUACGCUUUUUCUGGAAAAGAGGAAGCAAUCAGAAAGCAAAGAUUUUGCGAAAAGUUGAUUAUCCCUUGGAGCUAGAUGUAUUUGAUUUUUGUUCAGAUAGCCUUCGACAAAAGCUGCAAACUCCUCGACAGAUCCUAAGAGAUGAAGAAGGUGCAAAGCUUGGGUUGAAAGCUAAUAAGAGCAAUUCUUCAGAAGAAAAAGAUGUCAACAUGGUAAAGGAGGAAACCUCAACUGAUAUAAAUGAUCGAAGUGCGGCUGCCAAUCAAGAAGGUACAGGUACCUCAUCCGAGAAGGAAAUGCACUUAACCGGAAUCUACGACCUUGUUGCUGUUCUGACUCACAAGGGAAGGAGUGCUGAUUCAGGGCACUAUGUUGCUUGGGUGAAACAAGAAAAUGGGAAGUGGAUUCUAUUCGAUGAUGAAAAUCCGAUCCUGCAGAAGGAGGAAGACAUCACAAAACUUUCUGGAGGAGGUGACUGGCACAUGGCAUACAUUUGCAUGUACAAGGCUCGAGUAAUUCGUUAUUAAAAGGUUUCUGAAAGCACAAGACUCGGAGUGGUUGAUCUUUCCUGAGGAAGUGUUAUCCAUGAGGCAUGUUUGCCUAAUGGCCUUUUGUUAUUUGCCAAAUCCUUCCUUUCUAUUUAACAACAGAGAAUGUACCAUCUAUGUCGUUGUUAAAGACAUGGUGCAUGUAAUCAUUUGGUGGGAGAUUCACUUUUGGUUUCAUAUUUCUCAUUGUAAUUGAACCGUGUUAUACCAGAAAUGUAGUUGGGAUCAGGGGUUUUAGGUUGAGCA